This is a messenger RNA of Teleopsis dalmanni, 1340 nucleotides long. Its product is annotated as V-type proton ATPase 16 kDa proteolipid subunit-like. Gene Ontology annotation, molecular function: proton-transporting ATPase activity, rotational mechanism. Lineage: Eukaryota; Metazoa; Arthropoda; Insecta; Diptera; Diopsidae. Gene Ontology annotation, biological process: proton transmembrane transport. Gene Ontology annotation, cellular component: proton-transporting V-type ATPase, V0 domain. The record is from RefSeq and is a predicted model, not a curated record. The coding region runs from base 184 to 669 and encodes 161 amino acids. The transcript has 4 exons.
CAAAACACCUGAGACGAACACUCAACGACAGCAGAGCCAACCGGUUGAAUCAUAUUGAUUCUAGCGACCAAACCUUACAAUUGUGCGCCUAGCCAAAUACUUUAGCCACAACAAAAUCGUUAAGAUUUUAAAAAAAUUUUAAAUUUUCCAUCCUUGUUGAGAAAAAAAAUUUAAAAAAACAAAAUGAGUUCCACAGAUACUACCACAGACAAUCCAAUCUACGGACCAUUCUUCGGUGUUAUGGGUGCAGCUGGUGCUAUUAUUUUCAGUGCAAUGGGUGCCGCCUAUGGUACUGCGAAAUCUGGUACUGGUAUUGCUUCCAUGGCUGUAAUGAGGCCUGAAAUGAUAAUGAAGUGUAUUAUUCCUGUGGUCAUGGCGGGUAUUAUUGCUAUUUAUGGUUUGGUCGUAGCCAUUCUAAUUGCUGGUGAUUUAAAGAGCGCAUCAGAUGGUUACACCCUUUUUGAUGGCUUUAUGCAUUUGGGUGCUGGUUUGGCUGUAGGAUUUUCCGGGUUAGGUGCUGGCUUUUCGAUUGGUAUUGUUGGUGAUGCUGGUGUACGUGGUACAGCACAACAGCCACGUCUUUUCGUUGGUAUGAUCUUGAUUCUGAUUUUCUCUGAAGUCUUGGGUCUUUAUGGUCUUAUCGUUGCCAUUUAUCUAUAUGCCAAAUAAGUUACAUGAUAUUUUGCCUCGCAAGUCGUACAAAUCAUGUGCUACUGCAGCAACAACAAAAAUUAAUUACCAAUUAUUAAUUAAUGUUCGCAUUUUAUGUUAAAAAAAUUUUAUGAAAAAAAUUUUGAAUUGUACAUGUAAGUUUAGAGUAAUAAACAGAAGAUUUUAAAUUUACAUGUACAAUUUGAAAAUUUCCACCAAAAGCAACAGUUAAAAAUAAUUUUAUUCACAAACUCGAUUUAAAUUUAUGUAUUUUGUGUAUCAACUAAGCAAAUACAACAACCAUGAAAACACACAUGCGAAACACACACACUCAAACAUAACAUACAUUAUACACUGUAAUUAAGUCUCAAUUUAUUUAUUUGUAUUAUUUAUUGUUGAAUAUAUAAAUAAAGUAAGAACUAUAAAUUGUAAAAUAUAUAAAAAAACUUAAACAAAAAAAUUGUAAACGAAGAAGAAACAAAAAAGAACAAAAAAAGAGCAAAAUCCCUUUUAAACGAGAAAAAUGCUUAUCACAGCAAAAACAGCAACACUGGCAGCUUUUGCUGAAGUUUUUGGUGAAAUAUUCGUGAUGCUGAGAAUAUGACACAAUUAAAUUGAAAACAUUCGGUGUUGUUGUUUUUUCUUGUGAUUGUAGAGAAACUGUAUUAUUAGUUAUUUGAACAAACAAA